GGAGCUCUGUUACAUAGUGUUUUGAUUAUCCCAGUAAACACAAAGCGACAAUUAUUCCUCUCUGCUUAGUGAGAUAUAAUAUCCUUAUUUAAGCAUGCAAAACGACAGCGAAGAAGUUGCAAUGAAAGAAGCAAGAAGACGUGAACGUCAAGCAGGGUUGGAGAAUUCAGACAACGUUAUUGGGUUAUGUGGCUGGCUGUUGAUCGGGCUUUCUCUUCUCUUCACUCUGCUCACGUUGCCCAUCUCCAUUUGGAUGUGCAUUAAGAUUGUGAAGGAGUAUGAGAGAGCCAUUAUAUUUCGCCUGGGGCGCAUUUUGCGAGGAGGAGCCAAAGGUCCAGGGCUGUUCUUCAUCGUGCCGUGCACUGACAGCUUUAUUAACGUGGACAUGCGCACCAUCACCUUCGACAUCCCACCGCAAGAGGUUUUGACCAAAGACUCUGUGACAGUGAGUGUUGAUGGUGUGGUGUACUACCGGGUCCAGAAUGCUACCCUGGCUGUGGCUAACAUCACUAAUGCAGAUGCUGCUACCCGGCUGUUGGCCCAGACUACCCUGAGGAACGUCCUGGGUACAAAGAACCUGGCAGAGAUCCUGUCUGACCGGGAGGAAAUCGCACACAGCAUGCAGUCCACUCUUGAUGAUGCUACCGAUGACUGGGGGAUCAAGGUGGAGCGAGUGGAGAUCAAAGACGUCAAGCUGCCCCUUCAGCUUCAGAGAGCCAUGGCUGCUGAGGCGGAGGCAAGCCGCGAGGCCAGAGCCAAGGUGAUAGCGGCCGAGGGGGAGAUGAAAGCCUCACGGGCGCUGAAGGAGGCCUCUCUGGUGAUCUCAGAGUCGCCCUCAGGCCUGCAGCUGCGUUACCUUCAGACCCUCAACACCAUCGCAGCCGAGAAGAACUCCACCAUCAUCUUCCCGCUGCCGCUGGAGAUGAUGCAGGCCUUCGUCAAACACUGAGGGAAGUCUCAGGAAAAAAAUGCAUUCACUCUCUCAAGAAUAUGCAUUACUCAAACACACACACACACAUAUUUAGAUUCUGUCUGCUGAGCGACAUAAAAAAAUAUAAAAAUAUGUUAUUGCAUUUUAACACACCUUAAAGACUAAAGCAGUCAGUCCACUUCUACCCACGUUUUGAGGGAUCUAAAGUCUGCUUUGAUUAUAAGCUAAGAAAGAAAACUGCAACCCAAACUGACUUAGUUACUUCAUUUCAAAAUUGUAAUUUUGUUUUGCUUUUAGAUAAACAAGACGACUUGAGGCAAAAAGCCGGGUAUGAAAUGUUUAAUUAAGAACAUUGUUGCUUUGCUCAGAUCGCCCUGACGGAUGUUUUUAAAGUAUUGUAUGAGAUUUGAACAAAAAUGGUCACAUUGCAGCAGAAGCUUAAGCCUUCAUCCUGCAGUUUUACGUAUUUUUCAUUGUAUGCUUCUAAUGUGUCAAAAUCAGAGAAAGAGCCCCAAAUCCAAAGUUGUACAUGUAAUGAAAGCAAAGUGCCUGCUGCAUAAGAGGCCUUACAACCGGACACACAAAUACACACAUACACAUACAUUUGUGCUUCUUUUUUCUCCUUCUGCAACUACUGCCAGCUCAUCAUUAUCAUCAUAUGCUGCAAACCUUUAAUCCCUAAGACCCCUGCCUAUUUUAUAUAGUUUUUUCCUACUGUCAAAAGUAAACUCAUUGUUUUCUUAGAGGUGCCAUUACAUGCUUUAUCUUGACUUAGGUGUAAAACUCCAACACAAUGAACUGACAAUGCAACCUCCAGGACAGGAGGUACAGUUUACGUUUCUGUACUUCAGCCGCUCCCCUAACCUUCUUCACUUUAGGGAAGGGAGAGACAGAAACACUGGUAUGCUGGUUUAAAGAUUAACUUUGCCUUUUGAAACAUUAAGUAUUUAAAAUAUGGUGCAUUACCAGACUGAAGGAGAAAACACGCUCAACUUCUUUUCAACGUAGAACAACUGGCAGCUGAAUCCCGGAAAAUGUUCAAACAAGAAAAACAAUUAGGACAGCACUCCAAAAUUGUAUUUUAAUUGCCACGUGAACGUUGCUUCUUUAGCGUGUAGCAGGCAAUUUUUUUUUUACCUGACUGAACAGGUAAACAUUUUUAGUGUCGUGAGAUAAAUUGAUGCAAAAGAUUGAAGGAUGAAAUCUCGGUGGAUUGUGUAGAGUUUACUUCAUCACAAUAACCAGCAUGAGAGUGGCAUACAGAAACACACACACACACACACACACACACACACACACACACACAGACACACACACACACACACACACACACACACACACAGACACACACAGACACAGACACACACAGACACACACACAGACACACACACACAGACACACACAGACACAGACACACACAGACACACACACAGACACAGACACAGACAGACACACACACAGACACAGACACACACACAGACACACACACAGACAGACACAGACACAGACAGACACAGACAGACACACACACAGACACACACACAGACACACACACACAAACACACACACACACACACACUCGUAUAUGUUUACAGUAUGCUCUCUAUUCAUACACUAUGCUCUAUUUGGAGGGCUGGACAAAUGCUAAGGAUCAGCCUCGAUUAGCUGCACAGUUGGUUCUGUGGGUAAUGUAGUCGCUCUCGUUAUUGAGCCCCUUCCUGUCUGGUGAAAACAGGGACUGUUAAAUGUAUCGCAAAUCUGUCAGCCAUAAGCCUUAACUUAACUGCCAUAGAGUCAUUUUACCACCUACUCUCACAUUUCUAUGCACUUUCAAAUGAAACAAAGUAUUUUAUUUAUCUAUUAACAACAGGACUUUAUCACAUUAUGCUCUAUCAAAGCAAACAAGCCAAAUAGUUACCCAUCUUUGUAUGUAUCUUAUAACUGACAUAUUAUUGUAAUACCUGUCCUCCUUUUGACAUAUGAAAGGACAGGAGUGUUGGAAAAUGUACGUUACAGUAUCUUCUGUGUGUCUUUGUAGUGUUA
Labrus mixtus (cuckoo wrasse) is the source of this 2974-nucleotide messenger RNA. It is a transcript of the gene stom, whose product is annotated as stomatin. The record is from RefSeq and is a predicted model, not a curated record. The coding region runs from base 95 to 949 and encodes 284 amino acids. Gene Ontology annotation, cellular component: plasma membrane. The transcript has 7 exons. Lineage: Eukaryota; Metazoa; Chordata; Actinopteri; Labriformes; Labridae.